Molecule: messenger RNA, 3377 nt
Organism: Pantherophis guttatus
Lineage: Eukaryota; Metazoa; Chordata; Lepidosauria; Squamata; Colubridae
Gene: GCNT4
Product: glucosaminyl (N-acetyl) transferase 4
Cellular component (GO): membrane
Molecular function (GO): acetylglucosaminyltransferase activity
Source: RefSeq, a predicted model, not a curated record
CCCGCGCGCGCAACGGCGCGCUCCGAACUAGAGUUCACUUUUUUCAGAGAACUUUCCAUCUGCCUGUCUUCGCCCCGGUGGAGCAAGAGAAAAGGAGAGUAGAGCCUUUCCCUUUAGAAAGCGAGGCUGGCGAGCCUUGAAUGCCUGCUUGGGAAUAUUUUCCCUCCGGAUGGAGCAAAUGAGGCAUCUUCUGAAAGGGAAGAACAGAGGUCACUUCUGCUGAAUGAUAUGGAGAAGAGGCAGUUCUGAUCAGCAAUUCUUAGAGAAAGUAUGGCAAGAAAGCAAGUGAAAGAAGUUGGCCGAAGAGAUCAUAGAUGACCCAUGAUAGAUGAUCCAUUCCUGAGAAUGAAGAAACUCAAAUGCUUCUAUAUUUGUCCAAUACGAAGGCAUAUUUUAAUACUGGUUUUAAUAGUUGUCCUGCUUUUGCUGCUCAAAGCUGAUAGGAUUUUAUUCUUUCACAAAGAUGUGUACUUUGUAGAACCAUCUUUAAGUACCUCAUCAUUUGUGAAAAACAAGUACAGCCAUGUAAAAAAAUAUGACCAAUAUAAAAUUAAUUGUUCCUUCAUCUAUAAUCAAGAUCCCAUUGAGAUUGGAAAGUCUUUAGAGAUAAAGAAAAAAAAGAUUAUUGAUUUAGAAGAUGAAGAUGUUAUAGCAAUGACCAGUAACUGCCAGGAAUACCGAACAAUUAGAGAAUAUCACCUGAAGGCCGUUUCUCCAGAAGAAGAAGAAUUCCCUGUAGCUUAUUCUCUGGUUGUUCACAAAGAUGCCAUAAUGGUCGAGCGGCUCAUUCAUACAAUUUAUAGUAGUCAGAAUGUCUACUGUAUUCAUUAUGACCAAAAGUCUUCUGACACUUUCAAACAGGCUUUGGAGAAUCUGGCCAAAUGUUUCUCUAAUAUAUUCAUUGCAUCCAAAUUGGAAGUGGUUGUGUAUGCCUAUAUUUCAAGGCUGCAGGCAGACUUGAAUUGUUUAUCUGAUUUAUUGAAAUCUGCAGUUCCAUGGAAGUAUGUAAUUAAUUUGUGUGGCCAAGAUUUUCCCCUGAGAUCAAACUUUGAGCUGGUAUGUGAACUUAAGAGACUUAAUGGAGGUAACAUGUUGGAGACUAUCAGACCAAGCAGUAGUAAAAAAGAAAGAUUUACCUAUCACUAUGAACUUCAAAAAAGGUUUUAUCAAUAUAUGAAGGUGCCUGUGAAAACUAGUAUUUCAAAGAGUCCACCUCCACACAAUAUUGAAAUUUUUGUAGGCAGUGCAUACUUUGUUUUAUGUCGAGCUUUUGUACAAUAUAUUCUUGGCAAUUCCCACGUUCAAGAUUUUUUGGAAUGGUCAAAGGAUACUUAUUCACCGGAUGAACAUUUCUGGGCAACUCUUAUUCGUAUACCUGGAGUACCUGGACAGAUUUCAAGAGAAGCUGAAGAUAUCACAGAUCUUCAGAGCAAAACCCGUUUAGUAAAAUGGAACUACAAUGAGAACUUUCUCUAUCCUCCCUGCACUGGUAUACAUCUUCGCAGUGUGUGCAUCUAUGGAGCUGCAGAACUAAGAUGGCUCCUCAACCAUGGGCAUUGGUUUGCCAACAAAUUUGACUCAAAAGUGGAUCCUGUUGUAAUAAAAUGUUUGGCAGAAAAGGUUGCAGAACAGCAAAAGCAAUGGGUUGAUUUAGCUUCUGAAAAACGUGUUGUGCACAAAAUACUUACAGGUGUCUCCUAACAGUAUGGAAUAGUUAUGCGUAGAUUAUGUGGUAUUUUUAAAGUGAGGAAUUGCUCACUCGCAGUUACGAUGGUAACAGAAAAGUCCUUUCAUGACUCAUUCUCAUAUUUAUGACCUUUGCAGGUCUAUAAAGCAAAGGAAAGCUGAAGUAAGGUCACGAGCCCAAGUGCAGUUUCACUAGGUACUCCUUCACUUAAGAACCAAUUUUCCAGUCCCAGUUGUCAUUAGUAAACAAGCACUAUCUGUACAACUUCAGUAAUAAAAGAUUAGAGAGAAUGAGCUCAUUUAUAUUUGUUUAAGCCAAUGGUUCUCAAGCUUUUUAACCUCUCCCAUUUACGUCAUAUGUUUUCCCUUUAACCAGCAUAGAUUGUUCUUGCAUGCAGCUUGGAUGCUAGUCCAAAACUAAAAGAAGAAAAGAAGCAAGAACAAUAUUGUUCUGAUUUUUUUAAAGCCAAGUAAAGGGAAACAUUAAGACAAAGCAGCAAUCACUUGGGCCAGUCACUCCCUCUCAGUCCAGCCCACCUCACAUGAUUGUUGUGGGGAAAAUAGAAAGAAGGAACAUUAGGUGUGUUCGCCAUCUUGGGUUACUCAUAAAGUAAUAAAGAUAGUAAUAAAAUCAAUACAUAAUAAUAAACAGAUUAGAACGAAAGGCAGAUUGCAAAGUGCAGGCCAGGCACUAGAAGGGCAGAUGCUUCUGUACAAACCUGAUGUUCAGGUUCUCCUGAAGUCCAAGUCAAAAUGGGCAUGAAGGGCAGCACCCUGUGACCAAAAGUUGUGGCUACAGCAUCUUCACUUAUCCAGUAGGUCCUUGGAAGAAGCCAGAUGCAGACUGCAUUAAGAUCAAGGUUAUGAAUUCAGCUUUGUAGAUCAUUAGUAUGCCGAGAAUUGUGUUGGGAGAAGAUGGAAAACACUACCUGAAAUUGGAAUAACUGAAGACAAAUUUAGGUUGUCUUCCUAAAUUGUGACAAAGAUUGUGUCAUGAGGCUAUGUCCUCUAAAAAUGGACAGUAGGUUAACUGUGUGCCAAAGUGAGCUGGAAGAAAGGAUGAAACCCCCAAAAUGCUAUGAAAUAUUCAAUGCUUUGAAAAAGUGUUCUGAUGGUUGGUAUUGAAUGCUCCCUCAGGUUUUGGCUAAUGUGGAAUUUUUCUCUGCACAAACUCUUGUCCCUUAUUAAUUUUUCAUUCUUACCUCCAGCCCCAGAACUGUCUUACACUUUUCAAACCAUUGGUUUACCUCAUGUAAAAUGUUUGAUCAGAUUUUAUCUAUACUUUUGCUUACUGUCUUCAAAACUGAGUUUGAAGUUUUAAUAUAAUCAUGGAUUAAAUCUAUGCAAAACGAAUGAAAAUUCUACUAAAUUGUAUAUGCAAUUAUGAGAUGUAUAUUGUACAUCAGCUUUUGUAUAAAUUUAUGUAUGUACAUUGGGUAAUUAUAAUGUAAUUAUUUAAAUAAAAUAAAAUGUAAUAAAAUAAAUUAAAAUUUAUUUUAUCAUUUAAAUAUAUUUGAAAAUGAGAGGUGUAGAUACCACUUUUUCUACACAAAUUUCUCCUUUGCCAAAACUGUAAAAAAAGAAAGAUACUGAAGUCAGCAAUGCUGGUUAAAUGCAGUUCUCUCAUCUUGCUGGUGCCACCAUUGUUGUUGCAAGUCAGCAAUAAGUAGUACAAAUAAAAUGGUGAAUAA